This is a messenger RNA of Daucus carota subsp. sativus, 1840 nucleotides long. RefSeq names its product probable serine/threonine-protein kinase PBL19. Gene Ontology annotation, biological process: protein phosphorylation. The transcript is spliced from 4 exons. The record is from RefSeq and is a predicted model, not a curated record. NCBI's taxonomy places the organism in Eukaryota, Viridiplantae, Streptophyta, Magnoliopsida, Apiales, Apiaceae. The coding region runs from base 212 to 1528 and encodes 438 amino acids. Gene Ontology annotation, molecular function: protein kinase activity; ATP binding.
GAGCAGCAAAGUUUGAAAUACAUGAGUAGACUCUUUCAAUAAUUCAUUUGUUUCAUUAGUUUUCUUUGCCAACCAUAACUUGUAACUCUCUCCAUGUUCUCUCCGUCUCAUCAUCUUUGAAGUUGCUCUCUUCGUUUGAUUUUUCUUAAUAUUUUGUUGUCGAUACUUGAAUCUUCAAAGCCUGAAUUAAAUAAGCUGGAGACCAAAAGAAAUGAAGUGCUUCCCUUACCUCAAAGAAAAAAUCAGAAGUAAGCAACAAAGAUCAGCUCCUGAGCUGAAGACGCAAAAUCAUUCAAGCACUUCAAAUGUUUCGACUUCCGGAAGAGUGACCCAAUCUUCAAGUUCAACCAUUUCUUCACGAGGCAUACCCGAAUUAUUCGAAGAGAAGGCUCAUAAUUUGAGAAUUUUUUCAUAUUCGGAGUUGAGGCGCGCUACUAAUGAUUUCAGUAGACUGCUAAAGAUUGGGGAAGGCGGGUUUGGGGUGGUGUACAAGGGUACGAUCAAGGCUGUUGAUGGAAGGGGAGAUCGUAUUGUGGUUGCUAUCAAGAAGCUUAAGCAGGAUGGAUUUCAGGGUCAUAAAGAAUGGAUUUCAGAAGUUCUGUUUCUCAGUGUUGUGGAGCACCCUAAUCUUGUAAAACUAAUUGGAUAUUGUGCUGUUGAUGGAGAAAGAGGAAUCCAACGGCUACUUGUAUAUGAGUACAUGCCAAACAAAAGCCUCGGAGACCAUAUGUUCAACAAGGCCUAUGUGGCUCUUUCUUGGGAUAAAAGGUUAAAGAUUGUGCUAGGAGCUGCUCAGGGACUAGCCUAUUUGCAUGAAGAACUAGAAGUCCAGGUCAUAUAUCGAGACUUCAAAUCAUCAAAUGUGCUGUUGGAUGAAGAUUUUAAUCCGAAGCUUUCUGAUUUUGGACUUGCCCGGGAGGGGCCAACUGAAGGGAAUACUCAUGUCUCAACCGCUGUUAUGGGAACACAUGGUUAUGCAGCGCCUGAUUAUAUUGAAACAGGGCACCUUACAAGUAAAAGCGAUGUCUGGAGUUUUGGCGUGGUCUUGUAUGAGAUAUUGACUGGCAGACAGUCAUUCGAAAGAAACCGACCUAGAGCAGAACAGAAACUCUUAGACUGGGUGAAAAAAUUUCCAUUUGAUAGUAAGAAAUUUGAUUUGAUAAUGGACCCAAGACUUGAAAGUCAAUACUCAUCCCCUGCAGCUCGGAAGAUUGCAAAAUUAGCUGAUAGUUGUUUAAUGAAGAGCGCAAAAGAUCGACCAACAAUGAGCAGGGUGGUGGAAAUUCUAAAGCACAUCAUCCAAGUUUCGGGUGAAUAUGAUUCCUCUACCGAGACUUUUGUUUUCUCUGAUGAUGAAUCAGUUGAGCAGAAUAAAUCACCAGAAGAGGAGAGAGUGUCAAAAUCAGCGAAAAGGCGAAUGCUACACCUGGCUACAUUAGGUGACCAUGUUAAUGGACUGAGUAAAAGAGGAUUUAUGAUCAUGCAAAGAACCAAAGUACCGCAGAAAAUUGCAUCGUUGCAAUAUUAGAUUUUGUGGAUUAUUUCCAAGAAAAAUGCUCCCUCUCGUUACCGCAGGCAGAUGCAGAUAAGGAGCUAUCAAUUUAAAGGACUAAGUUUUGCUGGGAUAGUAGUUGUGUAUGAAUCUCAGAUAGUAGCUACUGUAUGUAACAGGUGAUAAUAUUUUUAGUUGAGCAAUAACCAUUAUUCGUAUGUAUGUGUAUAUAAACAAAGAAUAUGUUGGGAGCCUCUGUUCUUUUGUUUGUUUCUAAAUGUAGUCUAUAUAGGUUGAUUAAGGAUAACUGGUUUCUGGUUCUAAAAUUUUGAUUCAUUUCACUGAUAA